Marmota flaviventris (yellow-bellied marmot) is the source of this 1569-nucleotide messenger RNA. The record is from RefSeq and is a predicted model, not a curated record. Lineage: Eukaryota; Metazoa; Chordata; Mammalia; Rodentia; Sciuridae.
GAGCUAAGAAGUGCAAUCACAGAGAUCACAGAAUCUAAGAGUGUGGAGAGAGGAGAGUGGCCAGGGAGGCUUGGGUCCUGUGGAUGAGAGGGGAGACUCCAGCCUGCAGAGGUGCUCAGGACCAUGGCUGACGCUAUUACCUAUGCAGACCUGCGGUUCGUGAAGGCACCUCUGAAAAAGAUUGUCUCCAGCCAGUUAGGAGAGGACCCAGAGGCCUAUGAGGAUGGGGAACUCACCUAUGAAAAUGUCCAAGUGCCCUCAGUCCCAGGGGGGCCCUCCGGCUUGGCCUCCUCUGGACUAGGGGACAAAUCAGGGUUUAAGUCAGAGCAGCUAACUGCGACCUGGAGCUCCGUGACGUCACAGCCUGUUGGAAGGCUUCUCCCCUGUAGUCCAGCUUGCUUGCGAUACCUCCUGUUCAGCUUGCUCCUCACCUGCCUGCUGUUAGGGGUGGCUGCCAUCUGCCUGGGAGCCCGCUACCUGCAGGUAUCUCAGAAACUCCAGCAGGUGAGCCGUGUUCUGGAAGACACUAAUAGCAGCCUUCAGGAGCAGCUUCACCUAAGGAUAACUCAGCUGGGGCAGAAGGAAGAGAAUCUGCAAGAGUCCAAGAGAAAGCUGGCCCAGAGUCAGGAAGUGCUACAGGUGGCGCAGAAUAAUCACCAGGCUGCUGAGGGGAAGCUAAAGGACUGCCAGUUGGACAAGGAGAAGACCCAGGAGACUUUGCAAAGGGAGGAGGAUCAGAGGAGGGCCUUGGAGCAGAGGCUAAACAACAUGCAGAACACACUGAAACCCUUCUUUAAAUGCUCCCCACAAGACAUGGAACACAUGGCACACACGGCCCCGCAAAUGCCAGGCCACUGCUGUCCAGUGGGAUGGAUACUGAAGGAGAAUCGCUGCUUUUACUUUUCAUCUAUUCAGCAGUCUUGGACGAAGAGCCAAACUUAUUGUAAAUCUCUGACCUCCAACCUGGCCACAUUCAGUGAAAGUUAUUACUCAUCCAGCAGAGAACCUAUAUUUUCACAUGGUGGUUCAGAUUCAUAUUGGAUUAGCCCCACCUCUAAAAAGGAACAAUGGAGGACUUCUGGUUUACAUUAUUAUAGCUCAGGAUGCAUGAAGAUGGAAAAAAUACCAUCAGGGUGGUGGAGUCUGUCAGAGACAUGUACAAGUUCCCUUCCCUUCAUCUGUGAGCGGUCAUCUUUUAGGUUUCCAGACGGGGACCAUUCUUUGCAAUGAAUGGGACACUCAUGCUAACAAGAGCUUGUGACUCUGAUCCCUAACCUGUGGCCUGCACAUCCCAAGAUUGUCAUCUCCAGGCAUCCCCCAAGUGUGGGCAUUGCCAACCAAGGGCUGAUCCACACCUGAAACUUCUAGCCAGCCUGCUUGAAAACCUGUCCCAGAAACUGGACUGAUCCUGGGAAGAGGAUAAAGAAGCCUCUAGAAGGGACUUUGACCCCCCUCAAGAACCUCCCAUACUGGAAAUGGGUGGGGGGAGCAGGGCGCAAGGGCUGAGUGGAUGGGGCGGCCCGGAGCCAGCCAGGCAGUUUUUAUUGAAAUAUUUUUAAAUAAUUUGCA